AGCUUGUAAAUCAAAGUUGGAAGCCACAAUAUUGAGCAAAAGAAGAAGGUAUCUGAAGCCAAAACAGAGCAAGAGGACGACGAUCAUAUUCAUACGUACUCGCAAUGGGAACAGGGGUUGGUUCCGGCAACAAUACUAUGCUGGAGAAGAAGGACCGUAUCAGCGAAUUACCGAACGAAAUUCUGGUUUCGAUUCUAAACCGGUUGUCAAUGGAAGAAGCAACAAGAACGAGUGUGCUUUCUCGCAGAUGGAAAAAGCUCCCCACAAUGUCAUUCAUAGCGAGGCAUAGUCUUGAACUGGUAUGGAACACUUCCGGCACAACAGGAAACUGGGACUUUUCUGGCAAUACAGACAAGUGGGACUUUGUAGAAUGGGUGGACAGAAUACUGGCAUUGCGUAGCUCAACAACAAAAAAAGCAUCGGUAACUCUGGGCGACUUGGCGAUUCGUUAUGAUUUGAAUCGAAGUUUCCAAAAAUACAUUGAUGGGUGGGUUUCGUUUGCUUGUGAAAAGGGUGUGAAGAGGCUGGAAUUGGAUUUCUCGGGUAGUACUGAAAAAAAAGGGAUAUUAGUCCCAUAUGGUUUUCCACAAGUUGAAAAGAUUUGCACCAUGUCAAAGCCUUGUGGUUCACCAACCAGCUUCUACUCCCUCAAGGAGCUGCGACUGAUUGACUUGAAUGUCAGUGGGGAGGUUCUUGAACAUUUUCUGUCCAACUCUCCGUUUCUUGAACGCCUUUUCGUGGACAGAUCGCAGAGUCUCGUCAAUUUGAAGGUUGGCAGUUCAUCGUCAUCUUUGAAUCUCAAGUGUUUGGGGAUACGCCUCUGUUAUGGAAUGAGGUCCCUCAAGAUCUCUGCUCCAAAUCUUGUGUCGUUUAGAUAUGAUGGGUAUAUGAAAUAUCUGUUUUUUGAGAAUGUUCCUAUUCUCUCAGAGCUGUCUUUGGGGGACAUUGCUCCCUAUUUCAUAAGUUACGACGCCAACCGGCUAUUUGGGCAUUUAUCUCAGUUGAGGAAACUCAAAUUGGAUAUGGAUCUCUCCGUCUUCAGCAAUGUGGCUUCCAAUUUUUACAAUGAACCUCAAACAUUUCUCAAGUUGAAUAACCUUGAGCAGUUGGAAAUGGUGAUAUCAUCAGAACAUAAUUUGUGUCUCCUUUGGACCUGUGCGCUGGUUAAGGCAGCUCCUUUCUUGCGUAGGUUUGCAAUAGAGAUGACUUUUGAGACAGAUGAUGUUUGGCGUGAGGACUUAUGUGAUCAUGCACUUACAGACUUACCAGCAGUACCUGAAGAUUAUGAAAAGGAAUUACUGAAAGUCAUUAGAUGUUCGCAUCCAUUUCUCGAGGUGGUAGAGUUAACUGGGUUUACUGGGAAUCCAAAUACAGUUGAGCUAGCGUCUCACUUGCUUGCGAUUGCUAUUUCACUGAAGGAGAUAAUCAUCGGCACGACAAAGGACGAAAAGGCUAGAAAGAGUGCUGAGCGACUAAGAGCUCGAAUAUCCCCGGGGGUUAAUCUAGUGCUUCUAUAGUUUUGAAAUGUCUUUUUUGAGUUCGUAGUUUUGUAGCAGCAUUAGCAGGUGAUCUCUGUUUGUCCCUGUACAUAAGUAGAAAAAUGGUUCCAUGGAAAGUUUUAAACGAAGAAGUUGGUGGACUGGUAGUUCAGACAUAACAAUAGAAAAAAUGCACAUGUCUACAAUGGAUUGAACAUAACAAUAGAAAAAAUGUACAUGUCUACAAUGGAUUGAACAAUGUAUGCAUAUUUUGAUAUAACUUCGGGAUAAUUGUCUGAGAGAUGUGUUGUGUGUGUAUGUUUAUAGAUAUACAAUUGUUUAUCAUGAUAGAUACAGGAAAUUUAAUCACCUGAAUUAUCUUUAGGAUCAUAUAAAUGAAUUUUUGGGUGGGUUUUUGUUGGUAAUAGUGUUUCUUUAGUACUCAUCGGUUCGGUUGCUGUGUAUGGCUUAAAAUUUUACUUUUUCAGAUGUACCAUUUUGUUAAUUUAUUUAGCCUGCAUAUUUUAAUUCAGGUAACUUUCUAGUUCAAAAUUGAAACACACAAGAAAAUUUUUGUGGAUUUACAAAAUAAUAAUAAUAAUAACUAAAACAAACGUUUUCCAUGAGUUUAUCGAAUGAAAAGGAAGCCAGAAAUAAAAAUAAAAUAAAAGGAAUUUAUUGCACUGCACAUGCAUAAAUAAAAAAAAUAAAAAAAUAAAUUAUUGUCGGCUACAUGACAAAGAG
Molecule: messenger RNA, 2222 nt
Organism: Ziziphus jujuba (common jujube)
Lineage: Eukaryota; Viridiplantae; Streptophyta; Magnoliopsida; Rosales; Rhamnaceae
Product: F-box/FBD/LRR-repeat protein At1g13570
Exons: 5
Coding region: 105-1517 (470 amino acids)
Molecular function (GO): protein binding
Source: RefSeq, a predicted model, not a curated record